AUGAAAACAUCAAAAAUUCUUCACUAUAAUACUUUCACAUUAGAACAUUCAAAACAAAUCUAUAUAACAAAGAAUAUGAGCGCUAGUGUAAAUACUAAAAAACAAUGUGUUACAUAUAACACGAGUGCUGGUAUUUUAACGUAUGAAGGAUGUCAACAAAGAUUUUGUGGUAAAGAUGUUAUUUGGCAUCGACAAUAUUUAGCUCGGCAAUUAGAUGGUAUUAUGCAAGAACAGGCUUUGAUUCAAUAUGAUAUUAAACAAAUAUCAAUUGAUAACUCAUUGUUAAAAGGAAUUGAUCAAUGGGAAAAAGAAUCUUUAGCAAAGAUUCAUCAUGUUGCUGAAGUUUCACGAAAAACUAUUCAAAAAACAGUUAAGCAAUCAAAAGGAAAGAUUUUUAAAAUAUAUUGUGAUUUAGAUAUUAAUCUUCGUUCAUUUCAUGCAGCUGAUGACUAUUUAGAAAAUGAUCUUAUUCAUUGA
Rotaria sp. Silwood2 is the source of this 477-nucleotide messenger RNA. Lineage: Eukaryota; Metazoa; Rotifera; Eurotatoria; Philodinida; Philodinidae. The record is from the annotation of a GenBank genome assembly.